CUGUGUCCGAAGAAUGCGAGCGAUGGGCACAUCAUGUAUUAACUAUUGAGGUCUACCUGUCUUUGACAAAUGGCACCAUAACGUGCUUGCGAAGAUGUCGGCGACCCUUGCCUUCAAAGAGAACUUUGACUCUGAGAAAGCGAAAGGUGCCCUGGAAGACAUUCUAGCUGCGUUUGACCAACCUGAGAACUUUGCCAGACUUCAAGAUGCAAAAGAUCUUGCCGGAAAUGACAUGCUCAAGCACAUGCAGAUUGUUUUCCCACUUUUAACACAAAUAGAAAUGACUGUCAUCGAAAGCUACGGCUUCACACGCGACGGAGAAGGUGUGUUGCAGUUCGCCCAAAUAAUCAAGCAAAUGGAAAGGGAGCAUCCUGAAAUUGCACGGCUGAAUGCGGAGCUCCGAGCACAUUUCAUCCCUCCGAUGGUACCACCGUCGUUGCCUGAGAACUGAUAACUUUUUUACGAAGCAGGGACCGUAUUUUCUAACGAGCCGUUUCAUUAUUGGCUGACGACGCCGUGCCACCGAUCGCUGGCAAUGGCCACUCGGUGCGACGCACGAUAUUGGAAAAUGAAAUGAAACGUUCCAAGAUAAGGGCUGGUUUGCCUACAGUCGCCAUUCAAGUUAGUGCAAUGAAAGUUCAGUUUUACGAUGUUUCCAUGCCGCCAGGCAGCCUGUUUAUUAUCCCCCCCUUUUUUUUUCUUUUUAGAGCAAACAAUGUUCAGUCAUAAAUGAGACUGCCUGCAUUGCGUGAUCGGGUGUCUCAGAACAGACGGCCUGCUCUUACCUGAAUUAUUCUGCUUCUGCCGCCAGUUACCGAGACCCGUUAAUAAUUCUCCCUUAAACCCAACUGCCUAUGUCGUGGCUCGUAAGAAGCUGUACACUACGUUGCGUCUGUAGCGUACGGUUUGUUCAAGAAAUAUCGGUUCAUUCACUAAACGUCGCUUCAUUUUUAAAGUAUUGUAAAUGAUACAUAAUCACCAUGUUGUUGAUGUAGCUCUUCUAGUUUGUGAAAUUUUUGAAAAAACAAUGUUUUUUAAUGUAUGGUGUGCCAUUCAAGAUGCUAUAACAUAUUUGUUAAAAUAAAGAGUGACACGUACAGUGACACAAACUGUGUGUCUGAAUGGUAAA
Dermacentor albipictus is the source of this 1129-nucleotide messenger RNA. Its product is annotated as protein C10. NCBI's taxonomy places the organism in Eukaryota, Metazoa, Arthropoda, Arachnida, Ixodida, Ixodidae. The record is from RefSeq and is a predicted model, not a curated record. Gene Ontology annotation, biological process: post-embryonic development.